AUGCUCGCAGAUGCUCUACAACCAGUUGCGAGGAUUGGCAUGCAUGAGGAAAAGGAAGAUUCGACGCGAAACGGAAGACUUGAUAAGUUACUAAGAGUAGGAUCGGAGAAACACUCGCGACCAAGCUACGAGGGUGGGACCCCGGGCAGAGUGAUGCGAAGGGACGUGUCGGUGCGUCUGGAGAGCGUCUGCAAGAUGCAGUGA
This is a messenger RNA of Pseudozyma hubeiensis SY62, 204 nucleotides long. RefSeq lists its product as hypothetical. The record is from RefSeq and is a predicted model, not a curated record. Bases 1 to 204 code for a protein of 67 amino acids. Lineage: Eukaryota; Fungi; Basidiomycota; Ustilaginomycetes; Ustilaginales; Ustilaginaceae. The transcript has a single exon.